Chenopodium quinoa (quinoa) is the source of this 1416-nucleotide messenger RNA. Its product is annotated as acetylglutamate kinase-like. Lineage: Eukaryota; Viridiplantae; Streptophyta; Magnoliopsida; Caryophyllales; Amaranthaceae. The coding region runs from base 209 to 1258 and encodes 349 amino acids. The record is from RefSeq and is a predicted model, not a curated record. Gene Ontology annotation, biological process: L-arginine biosynthetic process. The transcript is spliced from 2 exons. Gene Ontology annotation, cellular component: cytoplasm; chloroplast thylakoid. Gene Ontology annotation, molecular function: L-glutamate N-acetyltransferase activity, acting on acetyl-CoA as donor; acetylglutamate kinase activity; arginine binding.
UUUCAAAAAUUAUCAACCUGGGGUUAAAGAUGGGGUUUUGCAAAUUUACAACCUGCCCACUUUCUCUCUCCUCACUCACUCAACUCUGCCACUCCACUCUAGAUCCGCCGCCGCAUCUCCGCUCCACCGGCUACCGUCGUCCAUUAAUCCCAGGUUCAGAUCACUGUAUUCAUAACCUAUAAGUAUAAAGCAGUAAUUUGAUAACAAUAUGUUUGCUGCAAAAUCUCCCUCUAUUCCUCCUCUUUCAUUCUCAGAGAAGUCUUUAAAAUGUCCAAACUACUGCCUCAAGCUCCCUUUCACCUUUACUAGUGCCCAUCCAGCAAACAAAAAUUUCACGCACCGUUCCUUACCAUGUAUUAGAUCGUCACUUUCGCUGGACCUUGAUAAAUCAUUAGCUGAAUGUACUCCUGCUCAAACCCGAGUUGAUAUCCUAGCAGAGUCACUCCCAUACCUACAAAAAUUCCGAGGUAAAACCAUUGUUGUCAAGUAUGGCGGGGCAGCCAUGAAAUCAGAAUCUCUUCAAGCAUCAGUAAUCAAUGACCUAGUUCUUCUCUCAUGUGUGGGCAUUCGCCCUAUUUUUGUACAUGGAGGUGGUCCUGAAAUCAACCAAUGGCUUGACCGCAUUGGCCUCAAACCGAACUUCCUCAAUGGUCUUCGAGUCACUGAUGCUUCCACUAUGGAAAUAGUCACAAUGGUUCUUGUGGGCAAGGUCAAUAAACAGUUAGUCUCUCUCAUAAAUAAGGCUGGAGCCACUGCUGUUGGAUUGUCUGGUAUAGAUGGACGUCUCCUCACGGCACGUCCUUCCCCCAAAGCUGCUGAACUUGGCUUUGUGGGCGAGGUUGCUCUUGUGGAUCCCACAGUCCUCCGGCCAUUAGUUGAGAAUAAUCACAUCCCUGUCAUUGCGUCUGUUGCAGCCGAUGAGAAAGGGCAGUCCUAUAACAUCAAUGCAGACACUGUGGCAGGGGAACUGGCAGCUGCAUUGGGUGCUGAAAAGCUUAUAUUGUUAACUGAUGUUGCGGGCAUUUUGGAAGAUAAAGACGAUCCGGGUAGUUUAGUGAAGGAGAUUGACAUUGCCGGGGUAAGGAAGAUGGUUUCAGAAGGGAAGGUUGCUGGUGGAAUGAUCCCGAAAGUCAACUGUUGUAUUAGGUCACUGGCUCAAGGAGUUAGAACAGCAAGUAUAAUCGAUGGUAGGGUUCAGCAUUCUCUGCUGCUGGAAGUUUUAACCGAUGAAGGGGCUGGAACCAUGAUCACUGGCUGAUGUAUAUGUUCCGCUCUCAUUUAUUUUAAUCUCCUGUGUGCGUUAUCUUUUGUUUCUUUCCCAUAUUUAAAGGAGCUAGAAUGGGUUAGAUUACUGUACUUUGUAGAAUGCAACUUUGAAGCUGAAUAAAUUCUUACUUGCAUGAUAUUUGUAGUGCA